Esox lucius (northern pike) is the source of this 3276-nucleotide messenger RNA. It is a transcript of the gene faim2b, whose product is annotated as Fas apoptotic inhibitory molecule 2b. Gene Ontology annotation, cellular component: endoplasmic reticulum; membrane; Golgi apparatus. The coding region runs from base 629 to 1501 and encodes 290 amino acids. The record is from RefSeq and is a predicted model, not a curated record. The transcript has 12 exons. Gene Ontology annotation, biological process: negative regulation of apoptotic signaling pathway. NCBI's taxonomy places the organism in Eukaryota, Metazoa, Chordata, Actinopteri, Esociformes, Esocidae.
AUUUAAACAAUUGAAAAUGUUAAAUAAUGCUAUUUCUGACUCUUUGGUGUUUGCACAAUUAUUUCAUGUAAUAUGAGAAGAGAAACGUCUAUGACUUAACUACUAGUGACAGGGAUGUUGAGGGCAAACAUGUAACAUUCAGAAAACUUUAUCACAUCUUUGUCACCUUCUUUUUAUUUUUUAUUUAUUUAGCAGACCAAAUAUUCCAGUUCUCUCUGGCCCUAUCCUGAAUUGACUCAGAAAUAGAAUACACCCCCCCUCGUUUUGUUUCAGAGUGGUACAGUCCAAAUGUCCCUCAGCAUUACUGCUUCCCCUGGAAGUUGCUAGAAUGUUCAUUUUUUGGGGGUGGGGGGGGGCUGUGAGAACCAUAAGUGCGUGGAUGGUUGGAUUAAGCCACUGCUGCUGCAUCUGAAGGGGUUUAAUCUGACAGAAUCAGUAUAAGAGACAGACAUUGCUUCUCAGGCUCAGGUCUUCCUCAGCUCUAGUGCUGUAAUUUGGAUUGCGUCUUACAGCUGGUCAUCAGGGCUUCAUACAACAGGAUAAAAUAACAGAAAGGAGAGCUGGACUUCUUCGCCUGAAGCACAUAAAACCGUUUCAGUGUCUUCUGCAGGCACCAAACACAGGCAUUAUGACCCAGGGCAAGCUUACAGUUGCCAACAAGGCAGCUGAAGCAGGAGAGAAGCAGUAUGGCACCUCAAGUGGACAAGCAGGAGGUCUGCCUUCCCCUCCCACCUACGAGGAGGCCACAGGUUCAGGUGUCACUGCUAGCCCGUGCUAUAACGAGACUUACCCCAGUGAUGGGGAGAUGCUCACAGAGUUCAGCUGGAGUGAUAAAAACAUCCGGAGGAUCUUUAUCCGCAAGGUUUACACCAUGUUGAUGAUUCAGCUUCUAGUAACUCUUUCCAUAGUGUCCCUCUUCACGUUCUGUGAACCAGUGAGGGACUACAUUCAGUCAAACCCUGGAUGGUACUGGGCUUCAUAUGCUGUGUUCUUUGUCACGUAUCUUACACUCGCCUGCUGUCCUGGACCACGAAGACAAUUUCCAUUCAAUCUGAUCCUGCUCACCAUCUUUACCCUGUCUCUGUCCUAUAUGACUGGAAUGCUGUCCAGUUAUUACAACACAAAGUCAGUGGUGAUUUGCCUCGGUAUUACUGCUGCGGUCUGUCUUAUCGUCACUCUUGUCAGCUUCCAAACUAAGUUUGAUGUGACAUCAUACCGAGGCGUCUUGUUUACAUUAUGCCUGGUCAUGAUGGUGUCCGGUCUGGUCCUGGCCAUAGUCCUGCCAUAUGGUUGUGUGCCCUGGCUGCAUGGGGUCUAUGGUGCUUUGGGGGCGUUGCUGUUUACCAUGUUCUUGGCUAUUGACACCCAGCAACUGAUGGGCAACAAGCGCUACACUAUAAGUCCAGAAGAAUACGUCUUCGCCACUCUCAACAUAUAUCUUGACAUCAUCUACAUCUUCUCCUUCUCGCUCUCUGUGUUUGGUUCUGAGCGGACAAACUGAGUACGCCUCCAGCUCACCCAUCCAAGCAGGGCCCAUGUUCAUAGUCUCUGAGUGGUGGUACUGAUCUAGGAUCCAUUUCCCCAUUUAGUUCCAGGUGAAUAGUGUUGUAGACGCAGUAAAGGAGGAUAUGGUUCUGGAUCAGCACGACUCCGAGACACUGUAUGAAUCCAGACUCUGAAGUCACCCUCAGAUCCCUCACCUCCUCCAACAGUCUUUGACCCCUCAAGCAUGACAUGGCUCUUCCACUGUACUGUGUUGUUCAUUUAGCUUGUCUGCUAACUAAGCAGCAGACCUCAAGCACUAAUGUACAGUAUAUUUCACCCAUAGGGUCACAGGUCAGAUUUCUUCAACCAUAGGUAGGCUGUGAAAAAAACAUGCACAAAAUGUAAUAGCUAUAGCUGUUUUGUGUGUUAUACAAAUGUGAUGUACUUGUGUUCUCCAGUCUGUUAACAACAGAAGUUAUCUGUGACAGCUCCACAGGCUCCUCAAUGCAUGAAAAUCUGAAUUUUAUUUACUCCUCAGCUGCAAUUACAUGUACCCAUAAUUUGAAUCAGUGGGAUCUACAAAGAAUUUCAGGAUACACUUUAAUAAAUGGUCAAAACAAAUGAACUAUUAUGCAUGGUACAGGUGUACAGAUAGCUCUGAAGAUGUUUUUAGUGUAGAUACGACAUGUCGUUUGCACCCAUGUUGUUAGUUUGUUAGCAGUACAGUAGCAGCCUAUGUCCAAAAGCGUCACUGUACAGUAUAAGGGACCCUUUUGAUUAUGAUGACACUCACCUGAUUUUUCUGACACUUUGGGCAUCUGUCCGUGGCACCUGUUUACACAGUAUGUGGGCAGUGUGUUGUUUCUUUGGUGCCUGUCUGUCUUCCAGACUGUCCGCUCUUAACCUGUAGGCUCAAAUCUUAGCUAUAAGAUCAAGGCCACCAAGGCCAUUCAGUCUAAUUCAUAUAACAUUUUAGUGUAGACUAAUUGUCUUUUCAUGGCUGCAGCUGCAUUGCAUUAAAACUGUGAUAGUUUUAUUCACAUUAAAAAUGUGACAAGACAUUCAAUGCUGACAGUAGUGCAGAUUUGCUACUUGACCCUUGUCUCUCUUUGUAACAUCAAGUUCUAGUCUGUAUUAUUGUGUGGUCUUUUUUUUAAUUAAUUUUUUAAUAUCUUUUCAGCAUGGUCGGCUGCUCUUUCACACUGAAUUUCUUAUUUAUUUACCUAAAGUCUAAACCAAUGUGGUAAACAUUCCUUACUGAGCCUGUUUAGGGGGUAAAUCUGGUGAACUUUUACAUUACGGUAAUGUGAUAAAUAUAUGUAUUCGCUCCAGGUGUUAAAAAUGUAUGGCUUGACUUUGUUGUUAUGGCUGUUACUACUGUUUUAUUAAGACUGAAAGAGUUGUUUAUUUUUUGUAAACAAAAAAAUAUGGUGAAAGCAAAUAGUUUUGAUUAUUGUGUCUAGAAUGAGUUUAACAUCCUUGCAAAAUGCCUGAUUGUUACAUGCUAAAAAAUGAUGUUAUAUAUUUGACCAGGACACAAGGAAACAUAUAUUUUCUUAACAAAUUGAAUGGUCUGUAUGUGAAAGUUGUGGCCUUAGUCUCAUCUGAAGGAAUUAUAAUGAAUUUGCUUAUGUAAAUUCUUCUCUUGUGCAUGGAGUGUUAUUCCAUAUUAAUGUUUUAAGAAAUUCAUUUCCAUUUACAACUAUUACUGUACAUAAUGUGUAAUUUAUUAGAAAGGGAAUGUAAAUGUGUAUGGCAUUUACCUCUGAAAUAAAGAAAAUAUUGACUCAC